GGAGGGAAGAGCAAGCGUGGAGAGAGAAAAAUCUAUCUGAGACUGAGCAGCGAGGACAGUGAGGGAAAAAUAUAUGAGUGGGAGAGGGAGAAAGAAGAAGGAGGAGGAGGAGGGGGAGCAAAUUAAAAGUUGCCAAAUGGAGAUAUUGGGUUUCAACAGGAGUGAGACAGGAGUAAGGGUUUGCCUCUUUUCAAGUCGUCUUUAUGUCAUGCAAAUCGAAAUAAAUAUUUAUGCUUCGCCAACGAUUUGUUCUCCGUUCGCUUUUUGCUCGACGAGUUUCUUAAUACUAGGUGGGGGGAAACGUCCACGUCGCCGACCUUUCCGAGAAGGCCAUCGACUACUCCGGGGAAGAAUAAUACAUAAUCCGAUCCGAUUGUACCCCUUCACAAAAUUAAACACCUCAACAGCGAUCCGAGACUAAAUAUGCGCUUCUUCGACCCGCGCGCCCGUCUGCGCUCCUCUGCUACCGCACAACAGCAAUGCGCAUAGCUACGCAAACUCGGUUUUAUUAAAGCAUUUUCAAGCCGUGCGAUAAAGCGAUCAUCUUCAACCGUCGCCUCUCGAUUCCGUCUAUUUAUGGACAAAGUCCCUGUCUGUUUCUAGCUGUUACUUUGAGAGAUUAAGGCGGGUUCGGUGCGUCCUGCCCUUGCGCCAUAGAAAGCCCGUAGUCCUCCCAGCCGCCCGUUUGACACGAGAAGUGAAUCAGUAAAAUUCCGUCGUCUCAGUUCAACAGGGUUUUACUCUGUAUUUUGGAAGGCUUGCUGGUUUUGUACGUGUCUGUUUUCCGCCCCUUUGACUUAACAUGCGAGAGGAUAGAUAGGGUUUUUUUUCUCUUGCAGAGAGGAAGAGAAAAAAUAAUUCAUCUCCUCCCUCAUUUGGCUUUCUAAGUUAUCUCGCCUGUAUGAAAAUAUGCGUGUUAUAAAAUGUAUAUCUUCACUGUAUAGUUUAAUAGUAAUAAAAACGAGAUUUUGAUCUAAAUAAACGAUGUGUUACUCAUUUGGGGUUGUUUAUCAAGGGCAUGUAUUAGGGCCGGAUACUCUGUCUAAUUUUUUCUACACGCAGUUAGCAACUACACAGAUACUCAGAUAAUGCGAACACAAUCUGUUUUGGAAAUGUAUAUGGCUAAUGAAAAUAGCAAUUGAAUAAGUAAACAGCAUAUUAUAAGUAAACAGCAUAUCCUCGUGUUAACAUUUUGAUGACAAAUCUUUGCAUUCGUGUGUGGUUUGUUUGCCACAUUCGCGAGUCUCUCCCUCAGUUUGUUAUGCUAUUGGGAUUUAAUCUCCAAAUAAAGGGUAAAAAUACCCAUUUCUGCAAUUUUUUCAAACUCAUUAAAGCAGUAUUUUGACUAAACCUAUAGCAGUACAGGUCUUUGAUACCAGGACAAAAACAUAUCAAGCUCCUUUAAACACUUGUCACAAAAAGGAUACAAUUUUGGGUAAAACAUAGAGAAGACACUUCUUGCCCUUAUCUGUCUCAACCAUAAUAUUUGUUAGAAAACAGCAUAACCUUACACAGAGUAAACAACCAAACCUGUCAAACAAGUUUCACCCAUCCCCCACAUGUCUUUGUUUCACACGCUUCCACACGUGCAUUUUCAAGUCGUGCACUUUAUGUUUUUGUGGUAAUUUUGGGAAAGGUUAUCAGAGAUAACAUGUUUUAAAACGCAAAACUCUUGUCUGUGUCAAAAGCCCUUUAUCUUUCGACGGCAUAUCAGUGACGCAGUUAUCAAGCACCAGUCGCCAUUUUGAAGUCUCUUUAGGACACUGCUGUGUAUCCGCACUCCGCAGCUGCUCUCACAACACAAAAGAUUAAACAAAGCAGGCUUUCAUUCUGUGACAGAAAUGUUUUUAUUCAUCAAAUACUGUUAUAUAAGCUGUCCAUAUUAUACUAUUUAUACUAUUAUUAAUAUGAAGGUCCAUGCAGAACACAUUUAGUUUACAAAUUUCCAGGUUACUAAAAGCCCAACAAUUUAGUACUAUUUACUUCAAGAGAGUUUUUUAGUUGGUUUGAUCUUCGGUGGAAAAGUAAAAGAAGACAAAAAAGACUGCCACAUCGGAAUAUAAACACCCCAACUUUGUCCAUCUCCAAAUAUAUUUAAACUGUAAACAAGUGUACCUGAAUUCGCUCUGUGUCACAAAUACUUGAUCUUCCGACAUAGAAACGUGACAAAAUUUUGGCUUCUUGGCCUGUGUAAUGGAUGAUGAAGACGAUCGACGUCUUCUGGAUUUUAUAGGAGAUGUGCAAGCAUUGAAUGAGUAUCUUCAUGGUUCCAAUAGUAAAACAAUCGGAGAAGAUGAUGUGACAAAUGCAGCAUAUGGAUCUGCCAGCGAGUUCUUUACUGGUGACACUGGUGGCUCAAAUGAAGGACUCAAAGAUGACCACAAUCAUUUGGGAGAGUUUGGGGGUGCUGGCGGAGCUGAGCUUCAGCUCUCAAGCAGUCUCCCAUUCAUGGAUGAUGAGCUUGAAGGUGGUCCUUCACCAGGUGACGUUGACCUUGAGGGUGAAGACCAACCCUUUGACAUCCUCCAGAAGUCACUGCUUGAAGCAGAUAUCACAGAGCAGACAUUGGCUCAAGAAGCCCUUUUGGACUCUCAACCAUCUCUCAUUCCCACAGCUAACGCCUUCCCUCAGCAGCUGGUCUCUGGAGGGUUCGGUGGUGUUGCAGGUCCUGGUGUGGUGGCUGGUGGGGUGCAACCUCAGACUUUUAUCCAGCAGGUUCCCCAGCUGCCAAAUGGCCCCACCGGACACAUCCAGGUGGUGGGGUCCUUUAACGGCAAUGCCUCGUCUAUGAUGACUAUCAACAGUUUGGAACAACCUCAGAUACUUUUGAGACCAAGUGGAAAUGUAGUGGCAAACAACAGUGGGCAGGGUGCAAUGUUUGCACCGUCUACAACAAAUCAGAUGUCAAUGUCCUUUAAUAAAGGGACAAUACCGGUUCAAAACAUUAUCAUCCAGAGAGGCCCUACACAACAAACUUUGGUUCGAUCCAUUCAGCCCAAACCCCUACAGACAGGGGCACAAACUGUAUACAGUAUCAGCAACGUCGGGCUUCAGCCCAGCACCACUGCUGCUACGAAUUUAGUCAGUAGCCCUUACACGACCAGUGUAGUCAAUCCAGCCAGCAACAUUGUAAUGCAUUCACCCCUGGGGCAACAAGCACAGCCCCAAUCCAGUCAAUUCUUGGUACCGAGUACUAUUUCACUCACCACUGGUACCACUGUUCACAGCUUCCAGGCUGUGAAUGGGCAGGUGAUACAAACGAACACUCAAGUGGGUGACCCGUCAUCAGUGAGCACUACCACCUACUCAAUCCUGACCAAUCAGAGCACAGCAGUGCAGCUUAUUUCAGGCCAAAACUUUUCAGCUGGAGGACAGUUGAUUGUAAAUCAAGGUUUGGUCAGUGGAAGUCAGGCUUCUCCGACACAAAGACCAGGUGCCACCACCAAAGUUUGGACCGCCAGUGCAUCGCCUAGCCCGACUCCCAUGCAGACAUCACAGAGCUCAGUGCCCCUUACCAUGGUCAAUUCUGGUGUCCACCAGGUUUGUCAGCAGUUAUCGGUCACCCCUGGACAGCACAUCCUUUUACCUGUAGCUCAGAGCAGCCCAGCCUCUUCUGGAGUUCAGGACACCACAGCAGGCCAGACGCAAUUAGUUAAUCUCCUUGGUACCAAAGCUGUGAAAACACUAACUCCUGCCCAUCUGGAAUCGCCUCUCACCCUGAACCGACCUGCAACUUAUCAGCUUACCAGAGGAGGAAUGGUCCUCCAGCAGCUCAGAAAAGAUCACAAUGGAGUCAUGUCUCCAGAGCGGACACCCUUCUCUUCCUUUCCCGAUGUCAUUGAGAGAUUACUGCCCUAUCAUGUUUUCCAAGGCUCACCGCCACAGGAUGAAGAUUUUACCAAAGUUGACGAGGAGUUUGAGGAAGUUGCCACGCAGGUGUUGAAAAAGACGCAGACCAUGGUAAACAAGUACAGGCGUCUGCUCAUGGUGGAAGCAGAGAGGUCAAGUCCUUCGUCAGAAAUGGUGAUGAUUGACAGGACGUUUAACCAAGAGGAGCGGGGCAACUUGACCCAAGACAAGCGAAUGGUAUUGGUGGAUCCAGAUGCUUUCAUGGAAGAGUUCUGCUGUGGCCCUAAGAGGAGGUGUCCAAGUCCUGAGGUGAUGACCGCAGCCAGCCAUGAGGAAAACCCCAGCGGAUUGGGAUCAUCCCCUCAACAUUCCACGAUUCACAAGGAUGGGCAGGGAAUGAACAGCCACACAGAACCUGCCUAUAGGACAGACUCCCAACCAGAUAAAGAAAUAGAGGAACACAGAAGAAGCCCUAUCAAGUUCAUCCUGGACAUGAAAAAAUUAAAAGCCAGAACCCUCAUCAGCAGCAGUCAUCAUUCUCAUUACCCUGCAUCUCCCAGCCAAUCACAGAAUAGCCCCGCCCAAGGCUACCAUUCAGACAGGGGUCGGAGUCACGAACAGCAACCUCCCUCGGAUCAGAGUCACUCCUCAUCGGCUGACACGGACUCUGUGCUGGAAGCCGCCGUGAAUAGCAUCUUAGAAUGUUAGACAGUGCCAUAUUUACGUUAGUUUCAUGUUAGCAUUUCAUGCCAUUUCUGUGCAGGAUGAAGUUCAUGAGUUGGCAUUAUACAAAAUGCACACGGCGUGUCGAGGAAUAUAGGACUUAUGAUGGUGAUACUCUAAUACUGUGCCUGUUGUUCUAGAGCAGUUUACACGAGAAAGCCUUUUUUGACAAUGCGUCACAGGAUGCAUUUGCAAUCACAUACACACACACACACAUCAAUAUAUUCACAUAUACACAAUCAUGCAGUACGUUUGGUGUGAAGUUUGGAAUGUCAUAGGUAGACAUUGGUAUUUGUAGCUAAUUCUGUAUCAAAUACAUUAGAUAAUCUGUCCGCACUUAAGGUUGCUCAAUAUAUCAUCGAGGUAGUUUUUGACCAAACGAGGCACGCGAACACAUCGGCACGUUUUGAUGUUUUUGAGCAUUAGCUGUGCUCAUUUUUUUACUUUUGUUUUAGUUUUGUACCUUACAGGUAUGUGAUCUCUCCACAGAGACAAAACUUGCGUGGUUUUGUGGAGGAGAAGUUAAGUCCUCAGAUUGAGGGUACAAUGUUACAUUGUUUUAUCUUGUUUUUUUUUAGCUCGACUUCAUUUUUGUAAUGAUGCUUUUUGCAAAAUGUGUCCUGCUCCCUGUCUGGAGUAAAUAAGUUCUGUUGCACACCUCGAAAUAUGUCGGUGAGUUUCACAAAAACGUCCAAGUCACAUUUCAGUGUGAAAUCAAAAGACAAAAAUGGACUGAAUUGGAUUAUUAAAUAAAGGACUUUGUGACGUUACUGUCAUGACACUUAGGCACAACCCAAGACAGUAAUGUCAUACAGUACUUUAUACUGUACAAAAAUUACUGUACUGUUGUUUUAAGUUGAUACGAAUCAACAUAAAUUAAAAACGGUACCAAAAAUAUGAUCUAUACUUUGCGAUUUGUGUAUUAUAGCAACAUAUUUUUUGCUUAUUUGUCAUGAAAAUAAUGUCACAAGGCAAUGCUCAAUUAUGUUUAAAUUUAUUAUUUAUUUUUCCUUUUAACCAGGACUGAUUCUUUGCAGGUUUGGGGAGAUUCAUCAACACAAAUUGUUUAAAACUUUUUCCCCUGCUGGUCAGGUUGUAGUCUGCAGUUUCUGCCCCUAGUGGCAACUUUUAUUUGCACAGGUGAAAAUGACCUUUAUAGUAAUUUUACAAACCCUGCAGAUCUCUUCUCGUUAUUUAAGUUUUAUGGGACUAAAUUGGUAUAGGCAGAAUUGGUGCCAUCAGAGCAUAAUCACAUUUGCAUCAGUCUCUAGUAGGAGAUAACACAUUUGUGAAGUUUUGUUGAAGGAUGUGGGAUGUGUUCAGAUCUGCUACACAUUUUAAUUUCUAAAGUACUAAUUAAUUUUAAAAAGGAAAAUAUUACAUAUUUUUUCACAUGUCUGUGCCAUUACAAAGUCUUUCAGCUACAACGAUCAUAAACCGAGCAAAGAAAAAGUUUCCAUUACCAUCCAUUAAAAAGCCCAAGGUCACCAGGUUAUUGCAUUGUUUUUGCAUCAUGAACACUAACUUCCACUGUCUUUUUUCCAGCAACGCAACCAAAAAUAGACAGAAAACAGAUGCAAUUCUUAACAACAUAAUUCAGUUUGUUUGCAUUGGGUAAUGCAAUUUGUUAAUUCUGGUUAAUGUUAACUAAUGCAUAUUGUAAUAUUGUUAACGUUUUGUAUGAAUUAGCAAUGAUCAAUAGUAUAUUUAUUAUUAAACAUUAACCUAAAUUAAUAAAUCCCCAAUGUUAGAGGGUUGAAUUAUGUUUUUAAGCAUUACCCAAGUUAAAUAUCCUCCCUGAUCUGAGCUUCAGCACUUGGUAACUUGUAAGGGAGCAACUGUGAAGACCUUCAUUUGAAGAGCUUCUUUGCCUUAGGACAAAGCGAGUAAAACACAACUAGUAUAAAUUGUUUUAUUGUGCGAGUGUGGCCUUUGAUUAUUGUAACACUCGUUGCUUUCAACUUUUAUUUUUUGCAGCACUCGAAACUUGAUUUGUAAUGUUUGUAUUACAA
Paramisgurnus dabryanus is the source of this 6584-nucleotide messenger RNA. It is a transcript of the gene bicral, whose product is annotated as BICRA like chromatin remodeling complex associated protein. The record is from RefSeq and is a predicted model, not a curated record. NCBI's taxonomy places the organism in Eukaryota, Metazoa, Chordata, Actinopteri, Cypriniformes, Cobitidae. Gene Ontology annotation, cellular component: SWI/SNF complex. Gene Ontology annotation, biological process: positive regulation of DNA-templated transcription.